GGAAGGAGAGAGUGUGAAGGAGAAGGCGAAGGAAGCAGAGAGUAAUGAAGAGGAGGAGGAGGAGGAAGAGGAAGAGGAAGAUGAGGAGGAGGAGGAAGGAGAGGGGAAGUCAGAUCAAGGCAGAGCUGGGCUGAGUAACGGGGGAGAAAAUGUGGCAGGAAGGAGGGGGGUUCCAGUGUGCUCUGCUACUGCUCCCUUGAGUGACAGCAGGAGCAACGUUUCCAGUAAUGGCAGCAGCAGCGUCACCAACAACAGCAGCAGCAGCAGCCUGAGUACUCUGCUGUCGUCUGUUGCCCACCGCAAGGCACAGCACCAGCAGCAACAGGGCAACAGCAGCACCCUCUUCGACGCUCUCCUCUCCAACACUCGCACCAGCAAUCGCAGCAGCAGCAGCAGCAGCACCACCACCACCUCUACCACCACCACAGGCACCAGCACCAGCACCACCCCCACCACGACAGCUGUCCAUGCCGUCUGCAGCAGUAAUAGCAACACUGCUGUUACGCGAACUGCUGCUGUGGCUGCUUCUGAUGCCCCUGUUGCUACUCGUCCCCCCUCCAUUUCCCCUACUCCUGCCCGUCCACUUGCUGCCGCUCCUCCCCUCACCACUCCUCCCCUCACCACCCCUCCCCUCACCACCCCUCCCCUCACCACUCCUCCCCUCACCACUCCUCCCCUCACCACCCCUCCCCUCACCACUCCCCCCCUCACCACCCCACCACUCACCGCUCCCCACCCCACUGCUCUUCCCCCCGCUCGCCCUCUCUCCACCCCUCCUCCCCCCGCCACCCCCACCAACCCCCCGCCCCUCUCAGUCAUCCUAAUCGACACCGACACCCCCUCCUGGCAGCUCUCCCUAGCCGCAAUCCGUUCCAACCGCCUCUUCACCCGCUGUCCAGUCGUGCUCGUGGUAGCCCGCACCGGCCCCGAGGUCGAGGGGGUGGCAGCAGCAGCUGGCGUGGCGGUGCUGCUGCUGAAGCCGCUGCGGAGGGCGUCGGUGGGUGCGGCGCUGGUACAGGCCCUGGGGUUGUCGCGGCUGGACUCGUCUCAUGUGGCGAACCCGGGCGCGCCCGUAGGGGCGACUGUGGCUGAGAAGCUGCAGCAGAUGAUGAAGGGGAAGAGGAUCCUGUGUGUUGAUGACAACAUGGUGAACCUGCGGGUGGCGUGCAAGAUGCUGUCCAAGUACGGUGUAUCCACCGCCACAGCCUCCAGCGGCCAGCGGGCGCUGCAGCUGCUGCAGCCGCCGCACCAGUUCGACCUUGUUUUCAUGGACCUGCAGACAUUGCUGCAGGCACUGCACCCGUUGGACCUCGUGUUGACGGACCUGCAGAUGGACGGCUAUGAGACCUGUCGCAGAGCGCGGCAGUUAGAGCAGGAGCACACAUCCCCGCGCGUGCCCAUUGUUGCUUUGACAGCAGAUGUGCUCAAGGGCACCAAGGAGAAGUGCAGCCAGGCGGGCAUGGACGGGUACAUCACGAAGCCCAUUGACCCCAACAACCUCUACUCCAUGAUGCUGCGCUUCUUCCAUGCCAGACCCACUUGAGGGGAAGCACCCCUCGCUGCUGCAUCAUCAUCAUCAUCAGCAGCAGCAGCAGCAGCAGCAGCAGGAGCAGCAGCAGCAGGAGCAGCAGCAGCACCACCACCACCACCACCACCACCACCACCAGCAGCAGCUGCUGCUUUGGAGGGGGGACCUCAAUAGCAGGCUCCUAGCACCAUCACCCACUAACAGCGGCACCACCCACCAACUGCAGCAGCACAGUCGGCAUCGCUGCCGGCACCAACCUAUGACUUAUUUCCGGUACCAGUCUACUGGUAUUGGGCAUCACUACCGGGUAGCCUUGAUUUGUUGGGCUCUGCAAGCAAUGCAGUUACAUACCGUACCAACUCUAGCACCUACAGGCAGAACCCAGUGCUCUCAGCAGCACUUGAAUUGCGCCAUGCAUGCUUGCAUGUAGUGCAGCGCAGAGACAGCACAGGGAGGGACAGAUACAUGGUGGGGUGCUAAGGAUAGUGCAUGUAGCGCAGUGCACUGUAACACGCACCUCUACCUUUGCCUGCGUUUGAAACGCAGAACCUAGUGCUGGAUGGAAUGGAAUGCACCAUACAUGCAUGCAUGCAGUGCAGAGACAGCACAGGAGGAGGAGCAACCGAGCAGGUAGUAAUGAUGACGUGUCGAGGCGCGUCCCCCUUCAGAUUCGUUUCAAACUGCAGUGCAAACAAAAACGCUGCAGCUUUUCUGGGGUUCUAACUCCUAAGCAUUGGUCAUUAUUUUAUGUAGCAAUGUAAAAUAAUGCUUCUCGCACUGCAGCGAAAUACACUGAUGGGUAACAC
Molecule: messenger RNA, 2334 nt
Organism: Closterium sp. NIES-67
Lineage: Eukaryota; Viridiplantae; Streptophyta; Zygnematophyceae; Desmidiales; Closteriaceae
Source: the annotation of a GenBank genome assembly